UCGGGGCGAGACACGGAGCGAUCGUCUCGCGUCCUCCUCACAGCGCCGCGUCUCCCCGCGCCCGUGUUCAACAUCAACACGACCCCUCGUACAAUGACCCACUAGUUGUAUACACGAGCGCUUACUGUCGACCCCGCAACCCUCGCUGCUCCCUUUUAAUUAUUAUUAGCUCCCCCAAAGUUUUGAAAAAGUCGAUCGAUUGGACGUGUUUCAUCUCGCGGUCUCUACUCUAGCGUGCUACGGUAUCAACAUUAUCGAGUCGGUUAUCGCUGAUUACCUAGUGCCGGAAAGUUGUCUCUAUGUCGCCAGUUUUGCGACACCGUUCUCCAGGCCGACUGUCCGGUGGACCGUGACCUGUCAUUGACACAGUUGUGUGCUAAUGGUGAGCUGUGGGACAGUGGAAGUGCCGGUGUGGUAGCACUGGUGGCAGUGCAUGGUGGCGUGGUAGCAGUGGUGGCAGUGGAUGGUAGCGUGUGGCGCCGCUGCCUGCUCGGCUCGUGCUGCCUGGAAUGCCAGCUGCUGUUAAAUUUAAUAGGUACAAGAGCGGGGAGCGCUCAGUGAGGGGCGGCGGCCUCAAGGCGCUGCCGAAGCGCGCUCGCACACGCUACAGGGGCAUGAGCAUGGGGCAAAAGCUCUCUGGCGGUGUGAAGUCGGUGUCGCGCGAGUGCACGGCGCCGUUCAAGGCGGUGGUGGCGCGGGAACUGGCGCCCGAGCCGCCGCGGCCGGCGCGCCUGGACGCGCUGCUGGACGCGCCGCCGGCGCAUAGCGACACGCAGCUCAAGCACGCGUGGAACCCGGACGACAGAUCGCUUAAUAUAUUCGUGAAAGAGGAGGACGCGCUAACGUUCCACCGCCACCCGGUGGCCCAGAGCACAGACUGCAUCCGAGGGCGCGCGGGCUACUCCCGCGGGCUGCACUGCUGGGAGGUGGUGUGGCCCGCGCGCCAGCGGGGCACGCACGCCGUGGUGGGGGUGGCCACCGCGCACGCGCCGCUGCACUCGGUGGGCUACCAGAGCCUGGUGGGCGCCACGGACCAGAGCUGGGGCUGGGAUCUCGGCAGGAAUAAAGUUUACCACAACGCGAAAGGCACCGGCGGCAGCGGCACGACGUACCCCGCGCUGCUGAGGCCCGACGAGCAGUUCCUGGUGCCCGACCGGCUGCUGGUCGUGUUGGACAUGGACGAGGGCACCCUCGCCUUCUGCGCGGACGGCCGCUACCUGGGCGUGGCCGCGCGGGGGCUGCGGGGCAAGACGCUGUACCCCAUCGUGUCGGCCGUGUGGGGCCACGCCGAGAUCACCAUGAAGUAUAUCGGAGGACUUGAUCCCGAGCCCCUGCCGCUCAUGGAGCUGUGCCGGCGCGUCAUCCGACAGCGAGUGGGGCGCGCUCGCCUGCGGGCCGCGGCCUCCCGCCUGGCGCUACCGCCCGCGCUCAGCGCCUACCUCCUGUACCGGGCGCCAUAGCGCACACCCUCGACACACCCUCGACCACCCGCCCCAUGUCUCAUGGCGGUCAUAUACCUGCCGUUCACCUUCAAGGAUCCCAAAGAUCUGAUACACAUACAACCCCCGCGCGUUGGAACAGACACGUAACCUUCUCGUGUUACCCUCUACGUUACGUCAACUUGCAAGUGUUACUUUUGAUUGGUGAUUUUUUGAAGUGUUAUUAUUGCAGCUGACGUCAGUAAGAUGGCGGCCUGUCACCAUCUUAUCCUGUAAGGAUUAUAACUAGACUGUGCAUAUGCGCCGUACCAUAUAUGACUAGCAAGGAGUUUGUCCCUCACUAAUAACAUGUUUGACUUUAGAUGACUUUGAUAAUUAGAUGUCAAAUUCGCGCUCAAAAUAAAAAACCGUUCAUUCCAUGCAAGACAUAUUCCAUUAUGUAUACAAUAUAACCAUACUACUAUAAAAUCUUAAGUGUACUUGUUACAGUAAUAAAUCAAGUCAGAUUUAUUCAAUUAGGUAGACAUAUUACUUAUGAAAGUCAAAAGGUUAUGUACCAUUAACACCCACUUGGUUGAGCUUUAAAAAAGUGGAAAGAAACUCAUUGCGACUCUUUUAAUAACAACUUAAUUAACAAUGAGUACAGUUUUAAUACUUAUGUUUGCACGCAAGAAAUUAAACUUCGUUAGCUAGUUAGUUAACGAAGCUAAAAUCAUUAAAAUUAACGUUUUUAGAAAGAACAAUUUUGUAAAAAUCUUGCAAACAUGGCUUUGAACAUUAAUUAUUAAAAAAUGAAUACGGCUGUAUGGGUUUGAACCCUUUGCCUGUCCUAAUAAUGGAUGAAGAAACCAAACAAAAAAAACGAUUGAAAAUAAUGAAUUCAUCCUGUUACUUUUGUGUUACAGUGAUGCGCGCGCAUCUUAAAAUUUCACUCCCAUCAUUUUUUCGUAAUGCGCCUAAAGAAGUAUAACUUCAAUAAUUAAAAUAGAAAUUAUCAGUUAAUUUAUAUUGGCAUAAACUGUUAUGCACAGUCUAGUUAUAUGUAUAAGAUAUGCUUUAUCUAUGAAAGGACAGUGAUACUGUUAUCAGACAGACAGACCUCUAUAAGUUUAUACACUCAAUUCGUCAAUUUGGCGCUGAGAGCAGUGUGAAUAUACUCCGAACAAUCUUAAUUAUGAUAUAAGCACUAGUGGAAAUGCAGUCACAGUAAAUGAAUUAAAUUCCACUAAGUAACGGGUUUCGCACCGUUCCAUUUUAGUUAAUAAACUGCUAAAACACAUGUGAUUUGAACUGUCCAAACAAAAUAACUAUAGAAAUUGGUAUGAUUGAAAGAAAAACUUGACACUUCAAAACUAUUGUCGCUUCAAAUCUGUUGUUGAAUAAAAUUUGACUAAAGUUGCCUGCAUUUGUUACCAAUUGAAAAAAAAGUAUACCUUAUUAAAUAUCGGCUGAAUUUAAUUCCACGUUUUAUGUUGAUCAGCCAAAAUCGAAUUGUUUGAACCCGCUGAGGAUACACUUAAUAUUCACAAGAGCCAUUUGUCAAAAUAGCUUAUGGAUACACUCACCAUAGCGCUUCAAGCUGGUACAAAAUGUAGCUGCUAUUAUGUAUGGAGAUAUAUUAUAGAGGUCAGGAUUCGUAACAGAUUAUCAACACAAUUAUUAUACAUUAAAUUACAUCACACACGCCAUGUGGCCGCGCCUUUUACUACUCGGAACACAUUAAUUAGUAUUAGCAAUUGCUUGUAUUAUUGCCAAACGUCUAGAUGGUCAUUCUGAAUAUGUGCAGGCUUAAUUUAACAUUUUAGCAGCCAAUGAGACCGGAUAGUUUCAUGAUAUUUGUAUGUUAUGAAAUAUAUUAUUAUACUGCACCUCGGAAAGUGCCUUCAUACUAAAUAAAUAAAUAACUGGAAUUCCGACACUUGGGUGUAUUAAGGCCCUCGAUUUCGUCUCAGAGUGACAUAUUGUUCCCUUAGUAGUAACUUUGUACUGUAGCUGCGAUGUUACAAAUGAUAAUAAUUUACGAAAUCAUUUACAAUGAAACUUAAUAUCGCUAGUAUUAGAAUUUGAGUUCUUUAUCUUGUCUCAUUGGUUUUUGUGUUAGAAAUAUAUAUAAUGUCUCAUGAAGAUGCACUUUCAUCAAUAUAUCAGUUAAAUAUGUCCGAAGCCUUGUAUUUUGUCUUAUUAUUUUUGAGUGAAUGAUUUAUUUUUGAUUGAUUAGCCUAUGCAACAGACUGGGCAUACAUGGGUACUAUAGAGAAAUAAUAAAUAUUUUCUAUAGAGGAAAAGGCAAUAUAAUGGACAAAAGAGCAACAAUUUAAACAUUUGGCCUGUCCAAAUUCUCGACCUUCCUCAAAAUAAACAUUGUAUAUUAAAAAAAAAUAAUUUGUAAAGUGCAUCUUCUUUAGAUCUUUAAUCAUGAUUCAAGACUAAUAGAUUAUAAUGCCAAUAUAUCCAACACCACAUAAUUUAUAAAUAGUGACAAUUUACGCCAUCUAUGUACUGAAAAGGUUAACGCAUAGCUUCAAGCAGUUAUUUAAGUAGAUUUUGGACAUUAAUUAUUGUGGUUGUAUACAGCACUGUUUAUAGAUCAUUGAUAAUAUUAUUAUUGUCUGUUCAAGCCGUUCGAUGCCUUUUAUACUUUGUAAUAGUGACAAGACACGAUCUAUUAUGGUGUUUUAUAAACAUCAUUCGUUUUAUAGUAUGAAGCAAUAUUUAUAUAUUAUAUCGAACUGUAAUUGGUAAAUAGGUGUAUAAUUUGUGUGCCUCCAAAACAUAAGCAAUGUACAAGCAAGAAGUUUAUACAAAACACAUAAUCGCUUUAAGAUUUUGUGCUGUGCGUUUUGACAUGAAGAUUUUUAGAGCAUUAUUUAUAAAUAUAAGAUUAUUAGUAACACUACACUGCUAGUGCGCUCGAUUAUGUUUUGAAUGUGGUAAUGAAGUAAAAUAAGUUUAGCGUAAAUAGGUAUAUAUAUAUAUUAUGUUUUAAGAUUCCUAUAUAAUUUCGAUAGAAGUUAUGUUUGUAUACUUUAAGCAGUGUAGUGCAUUGUUUCUGAUAAUAAUUUGGUUUCGAUACGAUUUUAAUUUAUCACACUUGCUUUGUCCAUGUAUUUCGAUUUCUUAUUUUUAUAUUGUCUGUGAUAGUUAAUACUUAAUUGAACACUACAUUUCCAUUGAAAACAUUUAUGAACAUGUCAACCCACAUUACAUGAAAUAGUUGUAUUUUUUCUUAACGAUAAUGUAAAGUAACACUCGAUAUAAAUGUAUACCAAAUUGUAUAAAAUUGUAUGCUUCUGCAAACCAUAAUGAUCUCUUAUGAAUAUGAUAUCUGCAAUGAGUAGUCUCUAGUCGCUGCAGUGUCGUAUUUAAGUUAUUAAUAAAGGUUUUGAAAUAACAUGCAUCAUAUUUGAGACCGAUUCAAACGAAGCUAGGUCUGUCAGUUUGAAGUGCGUUUGUGUGAAUCAGUCUCUAGUUAAUAUAAAUAUGAUAGUGAGUGCGGAGUGGUUAGUAUUCGUGCUCCAGGCCAGUGUAAUAGUUGGGCAAUCUUAACCCUAUUUUACUUUCGUAGUGGUCGGUUAUUAUGUUUAGUUUAGCACAUUACUUCCUAUUAUAGAGUCGUGUGAGAGUGUGUGUAUGUGUAAUGUAAGUCGGCAUUUUACAUCACGCGAAUGUAACUGAACAACAUUAGCUGUAAAUUACUUUAUUUUCGUAAUAAUUCGCGCUUGCAAUGCCGUAGUUAAAAUCGUAGUCUCCCAUUAUGUCUUGUUGUGGUAUUAUUUGUAACACGUUUUAUUCAAUAAUUUCAAAAUGGCGGCAGUUGCGUCUGCCUCAGAUUUCAUCUUUUUCGUUUGUUUGAAUGAAGCGGGUUUUAUAAGCACAUAAUGCGAUGAUGGCAUCUCGAAUGCAGUCGACUAAUCGAAAUGUCAGCCAUUUGCGAUCCAAAUUUAUUAUAUCGUAAUGAACAUAUAAAAUAUAAAUACUUCCAUUUUAUUAAGAUUGUUUUCGUAUGUAGGUAGCUCGUAUGUAGGUGGAAGCGGAACUCACUUUUUAUCCCUAUUGCUCCGUGGUAUGUUUUAUGUAUCCUUUGUCUUUAAUUUAGUUUGUUGUAUGUUCGUCAUGAGAGGUUCAUGUGAAUAUUGACACUGAGAAAAUAUGAUAAACUGCCAAAUGCGAAAUGUGUGUUUUACGAAUCUGUGCGUGAAAGAGAUAGCAUGAGUGGUGUCCGUGAGUUAGAACGGGACAUAAGAUAAGUAAGGGAUAAAUAACAAUACACCAAUCUAUAGAUAGUCGUGUACGAGGAGACGUAUUUAGACCAAUAUAGACGAUACGGCGAUUUUAUUUAAUCAUUACAGACAGCGGUUUUGUACACAAUAUUAAGAAACGAUACAAAUGAGUUUUAUGAAUCGUGUUUAGUCCUAUGUAUGUAUAUAAACAUUGUUUGCGAUAUUCAAUGACUUUAUUAAUGUAAGGGAAAAUGCAUUUUAGUUUUUUAAGUUGUAGGCAAUAUUUUUAAAGUCAUUUCUAAACAGAAUUAUGCGAUUGUCAUUCGAAUCUCUUAGAUACAAUUGAAUUAAAAUAGGAACGCGAUUGGAAUAAAUAUAUCUGUUUAAGAGAAUUAAAAUGAUAUGAAAUAAA
Messenger RNA from Leptidea sinapis, 6071 nucleotides. RefSeq names its product protein gustavus (gene gus). Gene Ontology annotation, cellular component: SCF ubiquitin ligase complex. Gene Ontology annotation, biological process: proteasome-mediated ubiquitin-dependent protein catabolic process. The transcript is spliced from 5 exons. The record is from RefSeq and is a predicted model, not a curated record. NCBI's taxonomy places the organism in Eukaryota, Metazoa, Arthropoda, Insecta, Lepidoptera, Pieridae. Gene Ontology annotation, molecular function: protein binding. Bases 510 to 1460 code for a protein of 316 amino acids.